CGUGUGCCAGCGCUGGGAUCCCGUCCGGCGCCGUGCCAGCCGCGCCAGCCCCGCGCACGUGGCGCCAGCCCCGCUCCCCGGGGAGCUCCGGCGGAUGGAGGAGCCGGGGUCGGCGGCGAUGGCGGAGGAGAGCUCGAGCGGCAGCAGCGGCUCGCCGGGCGCCGGGGACACGCUGCCCUGGAACCUGGGCAAGCACCAGCGCUCGCAGCGAGCCAAGGCGGCCGCGGGCAACGGCACGGUGCUGGACCCCGCCGAGAGAGCCGUCAUCCGCAUCGCAGGUACGGCCCGGGGCACCGGAACGCGUGCGGGGUGGGACAGGGGAGCCGCGGCGCGACUGGUGGGCUCGGCAUGAGCCGCUGGAGUGGGGGUCGGGGA
Motacilla alba alba is the source of this 375-nucleotide messenger RNA. RefSeq names its product microtubule-actin cross-linking factor 1-like. The record is from RefSeq and is a predicted model, not a curated record. NCBI's taxonomy places the organism in Eukaryota, Metazoa, Chordata, Aves, Passeriformes, Motacillidae. Bases 95 to 352 code for a protein of 85 amino acids. The transcript has 2 exons.